Messenger RNA from Phacochoerus africanus (Common warthog), 2767 nucleotides. It is a transcript of the gene ACKR1, whose product is annotated as atypical chemokine receptor 1 (Duffy blood group). The transcript is spliced from 2 exons. Gene Ontology annotation, biological process: regulation of chemokine production; inflammatory response; chemokine-mediated signaling pathway. Gene Ontology annotation, cellular component: membrane. NCBI's taxonomy places the organism in Eukaryota, Metazoa, Chordata, Mammalia, Artiodactyla, Suidae. The coding region runs from base 1716 to 2741 and encodes 341 amino acids. Gene Ontology annotation, molecular function: C-C chemokine binding. The record is from RefSeq and is a predicted model, not a curated record.
UUCGGGGGUGCCGCUGCCUGGCCAGGUGUCUCUGUAUGGAAACCACGUAACUCUCCAAGGGAGAGAAGUGCGUUCACCCCUUUGGGCCGGGUCCUUGCUAUCUAGAAAGUUUGGGAUGGAGCAUCGGACUGUUCCCUGACGCCCUCUGCUGGCGGAGCUGGAGAAGGAGGCGCGCCCCCAGCAUCAUCCCAGGAUGCUCCAGCAGACCCCCCAAGCUCCCUUUCUAGCCUCUGUCAUGUUGAACCUGAAACAGGAGCUCCUAUCCUGGGAGAAAAGGGGGCCGUCUCCGCUAGGGAGCCAUCCCUCUGCCCUUUGGCUUCCCCACUCCACCUCCAGGCGCCCCUCCAUGCACAGGAAAAGCCCUUGGCAGAAUGGGCACCAGCUCAUCCCCAGCUUUCUCAUCAAAUGAAAUAGCGUCGCCUAACCAACCCUCUAUCUCAUCUCAUCCUUUCAACUCAGACACUCCGUGACUCGCCUCUUCCAGAGUCCAGGCGGAGGCUCCCCAAGUCAGGAAAUAAAAUGCAAGGUAGAGGCGGGAGGGAACCAAACAGCAGAGAUCUUGUGAAAGCAGCGGGAUGGUAGGGGGAAGGGGCUAAAAAGCAGAGAACAGAAGCUUAGGGGGAGCCUCCUGCCAGGUCCACGCCCUUUCUCCCUGCCGGCUGAGGGGACAUAAAGUUCUUCUCCUCCACUGCAAGAAGCUUUACAUCUUGCUGAGACACCAGGCCAAUGUAGCAGUUCCAGAGACUUUAUGUCCCCCGACAGAAAUGUGAGUGGAGAUUACCCCAUAGACAACAGUUCCAUUAUAAAAUAUUGUCCCAUUGUCCCCCAGAGCCUGCUUUAACUUGUCACAUCGUGUGUUCUGCUUGGUAUGGAAGAUACACCCAAUGUGCCCAUAGGUGGCUGGGCAAAUGCCCAGUCACUCCCUGAAGUAGCUUCAUUAUGCAGCCUCAACAGCUGUCCCCCAGCCCUCCCUCGUCUCACACCCAAACACCCAGACCUGGAGAUCAGCAGUACACACACCCAGAUCCCUUCCUAAACCUAAAACUCAGAUACGCUCCACAUACUAUACAACACACAGCCACACACAGAAAUAAGAACAUUCUUACACCUGGACCAAUACACAAAGCCCCCAUCUGCACACCAAUGGCUCAGGUUGUCGGCAUCACAUGGGUCCAGCCACAACUACCACCAACACCCCCUCCCACAAACACUGCUUUUGGACUAUCUUUUCUUGGACCAAGUUCAAGGGAACAGAGAAUCAGGGAGAGAUGUAAGCUGCCCUUUCCCUCCAAUUUCCCAGCACGUCUCUUGUCUCUGGCUCACACUUCACCUCUGGCCCCCUCUUCCUUCCUGUGCUUGAAAAAUCCCUUCUUGCUGGAAAACCCCCUGGCCCCUCAGCCUCUUUUCCCACCUUUGGGAAAAUACCUACUUUCUGGUCCCCACCUUUUUCCUUUCCCGAGUACAGGCCCCCACUGGCAGAAUUCAACCUCAAAACAGGAAGCCCUGGAGCCAGUGCCCCCAAGUUGUUCUGAGGCUCCCAGCAGGCAGUGGGCGUGGGGUAAAGACUUCCUGAAUGCAUCCCCCACCCCCAGCCCACCCCUUGGCCCUGCCCAGAGCCCAUGGCCUUCAUUAGCCCCUGGCACUUAUCUUGAAACCACACCCCUGACGAAAGGAUCCCAGCCCUUCUCUUUGCCGGCCCUGAGCCCAACUGUGUCAUGGGGAACUGUCUGCACCCGGAUGCCCGCCAGGUGGCUGGGGAGAACUCUACUUUUGACUUUGAAGAGGAGAUGUGGGGUGAAUUCCUUGAGUCCUACAGUACAGACUAUAACUACACCAACUUGGAAGCGGCUGCCCCCUGCCACUCCUGUAGCCUGCUCGACUACUCCUCGCUGCCCUUCUUCAUCCUCGCCAGUGUCCUGGGCACCCUGGCGAGUGGCGCUGUCCUCUAUCUGCUGCUCAGACCUCUGUCCCGCUGGCAGCUCCAGCAGGACCGGUCUGUCCUGGUACAGUUGGCAGUGGGCAGCGCCCUCUUCAGCAUCGUGCUGCCCGUCCUGGCUCGGGGGCUGAGUGGAGCCGCCAUCGCCUCCCUGUGCCACCUGGCCCACUUGGUGUCCUACAGCUCCGCCUUUGCCCAAGCUCUGCUGAUAGGGAGCCAAGCCUGCCUGGGCCCCAUACUGGAUGCAGGCCAGAUCCCAGGCCUCAGGCUGGGGAUCACUGUGGGACUUUGGGGAGGGGCUGCCCUACUGUCACUGCCGAUCACCCUGGCCAGUGACACAUCCCAUGGGUUCUGCACCCUGACAUUUAGUGGAAGUUGGGAAAUUUUGCGGUAUAUCCACGCUGCUGCUUGUCUUGCCAUCUUUGUCUUGUUGCCCCUGGGCUUGUUGGGAGCCCAGGGGCUGAAGAAGGUGCUGGGCGGGGGGCCCUGUCCCUGGGUUAAUAUCCUGUGGGUCUGGUUCAUUUUCUGGUGGCCUCAGGGCAUAAUGCUGGGACUGGACUCCCUUGUGAGGUCCAGGGCCUUGCUGUUGUCAUCAUGUGUGGCCCAGCAGGCCCUGGACCAGCUGCUGGACCUGGCAGAAGCCCUGGCCAUUCUGCACUGUGUGGCUACACCCCUGCUCCUGGCCUGGGUCUGCUACCAGGCCAUGCACACCUCCCCGCCCUCCCUGCCUCUCUCAGCAAAAGAGUCUGCUCAUCUGGACACCCUUGGAGGCAAAUCCUCGCUCUCUUACCACCUGUCAACCUGAAUUAAAGUCUCCGCUGUUUUUAUGAA